UGAUCGACAUUGACGUACAUGAAACAAAAUUACAUUCUUUUAAUAACAAGCAUAGAAUUAACGAUAUCAUAAGGUUGACGUAUAAAAAGCAAGUAUACUUCAUCACUUAACUAUAGACAGUUCCCAACAUAAAGGUGUACGUAUUUUUAUUGAAAGAUUUUAGAAACUUAUAUUACUAUUAUUCAGUUUUUUAAAGUUCUAUCAAUUUUAUUUAAAAUAUAAAUAUAAAAUUAUAAUGACUACGCUUUGGUCAUUUUAUUACGUAGUUUUUGCCUUGAUCGCCAUCGGACAUCAGGCAGAAGCAACCAGUUUUUUUUGCAAAAACUUGAGUGAAAAAUUUAUUAGUAAAUUUUAUCCCGGUGUGAAUCCGAAUAAUAUUCAAUAUUAUUUCUAUGCGAAAGGAAAUAAUGCAAAUGUACACCAACAAUACAAAGAAAGCAACGAGAUACAAACAAAAUUCUUUAAUCCCGACCAAAAAACAAUCCUUAUUGUUCAUGGAUUUGUGAAUGACCAAAGUACUGCUUGGGUUCAAGAUAUGAUCCGAAAUUUUCUUGACAAGGGAAAUGUAAAUGUCAUUGCUAUUGAUUGGUCCAUCAUGUUCAGAAGAACGCUGCUCAACUAUCGUGAAUCAGCUAAGAAAACGGAACAAGUAGCAGCAAGCAUUACAAGGUUCUUUGUAAAAUUGGCUGAAGUAUACGACAAAGACUUAAGUAAAUGGGCAUACCUGCACUUCAUGGGACACAGCCUUGGAGCUCACGUGGUAGGCCAAGCUGCCGAAAUGUUAAAGCCAUUCGUUAAUAUUCACAGAGUCACUGGAUUUGAUCCAGCUAAACCUUACUUUGAUGAAGGAGAAGGUGUACGCAUGCGACUUGAUAAAUCAAAUGCACAAUUUGUCGACGUAAUCCACACUAACAGCAGUCCAGACGAAAAGACUUUUGGACUGUAUGAACCUUUAGGUCACAUUGAUUUUUAUCCAAACGGUGGGAACACACAACCUUGUUGUACAAGAAACUCUAAGACGAUUCACGAUGAUGAAAUCAAUAAAUGUGUUUCUUAUUUAGUUUGGGGAAUUGAUGCCACUGGUCUAUUCGCUAACUUUGUUUCGAAAAUAAUUAAUAAACAAGAUAUGGUGUGCGAUCAUAGACAAGGGCAAGACUAUUUUAUUCAAUCUAUGGAUGGUAGUUCAAAGUAUGUGGCAUGCAAAAAGGUUUCAAUGCAAGAUAAAACGAAUAAAAAGGUUAAAAGGUGCAUAGAAAUGGGAAUAAAUGCUUCACGGUAUAAUGGUACUUCGUACCAUGGAAGUUACUACUUAGAUAUUACGAAUUGUAAUAAAUAAUAAUGUUAUAAAU
Messenger RNA from Nasonia vitripennis (jewel wasp), 1349 nucleotides. RefSeq names its product pancreatic triacylglycerol lipase-like. NCBI's taxonomy places the organism in Eukaryota, Metazoa, Arthropoda, Insecta, Hymenoptera, Pteromalidae. Bases 236 to 1336 code for a protein of 366 amino acids. Gene Ontology annotation, molecular function: lipase activity. The transcript is spliced from 5 exons. The record is from RefSeq and is a predicted model, not a curated record.